GCCGCUCACCGCUCUCGAGCUUGCUCAGCACUCUUUUGGGCAAUAAAUGUUGAGGUGGUAUCGUCUUAGCUAGUCCCAAUCAGAUCAAGUCCACCCGUCGCCUUGUCCUACAGGUACCGGUACCGGUACCAGGAUCAAGUCCAUCCGACUUGAGUUGCUGGACCUAUCUGUGGCUGAGGAUCCCCUCGUUGGCUGAACAAAUCAGCUACUAUUGCAUCGAAUGAAUUGGAGCCGUGGAUGCAGCGAACGCGGAUGCAGACGCCACUUCGACGUGCUGUGGGUCCAUUUUGGUUGAUUAGCGCGUACCGGCACCGUAGCCGCUCUGACGUUUUAUUGUUGAAAGCAGCAAGGCCGAGGAAACACCGAUGUUGAGCCAAUCAACCGCCAACCGUUUUCAAAACUGAGAAGGCGCCAUUUUGAGGAAGCCAGGCUCUUCAGCCUCUUCGGCUGUCCGCUGCGAAAUCAUUAACGGGUGGCAAAACCCCUCGAUGCUCUUCCAUAAUUUGAUUUCAAAACCACUACUUGCAGUUGUUCUUUGCCAUCCUCGUGCUGAUAGGAGAGCAUAGCAGACUAGUCUACUGGUAGCUAGUAGCUCCGUGCGAAGAGGAAGAAAGGAAGCGUCUCUUGCCGUUUGGCGGUUGGCCUUUGGCUGUGGAAGUCAUUUUGUUCUGUAGAAACACCAAAGAGAAAAGCACAGGAAGUCCUGAUUUUUGACAAUCUACCUGUCUCGGUGGAUUUUUCUAAUAUCUAUUCUCUGUUGAAUCCAUCAAUCAAUUUUCCACCAUGCCUUGUGGCCACUUGAACGCGAUGCGGUUUGAGCAAAAGCCGCUGGCCCAACCAGCCUAUUCCUUUGUCCAUGUGCCCAAGGCGACACCGGAUCUCGAACAUUCUUCCUUGCAGCGCAUUAGCAAACGAGAACAUUUUCAAGCCUGCAUGGCGGAAAUGCUCUUGUUGGGAAAAGAAGCUGUACGACGCCGCAAGGGGUUCAAGAAUGAGGAUGCCGUGACCACCAAUAGUAGUGCCAAGCCCUUGUCGUUGGAGUAUUUGGCCGAUCGAUGCGACGUGGAUGAUCCUUGUUUUGGAUUUGUGGUUCGAACCAAUGCGGAUCCUUCCUUGACAGUAAAGACAAACGAAGAAGAAACAGUAACAACCGACACAACUGCACCAGCCAAAGUGUCACCCAUUGCUACCGACAGUGGCUCGGAGGGCCCCAGCAGCCAGGAAGCAACAGCUUCAGGCCAGCCAAAUGUUCCAGAAACACCACCCACAGACUCUCUACUGAAGCAGCAGCCCACUACCCCCGAGUCACAUUGGAAAGCUGGAAUGCUGCAAGGAUUCAUUACAGUCACUACCUUUACCAAUUGGCAAAAGUCAUUUCGCUGGGACUCGCUCCACCCCGAAGCCUAUGGCUUUGAUCCCCCGGCUCUGAUCAAGCAACGCUUGAAUGGCAUACGAAAAUGGGAUGCAGACGGGACAUUGGCCAAGGAAUUGCAGCAAUCAGUUCGUUGUGGGGACAUUUGGGACGAUGGGAUUGUCUGGCCUCGAAUUGCGGAGAUUUCGUUGCUGGGGGGAUUAGGAUGCGGCAGGACUCUGGUCAAGCUGGCUUUGGAGCACUUGGAAAACCUCACACCCAACCCAGACCAGAACUAUGAUUACGUGGUCCUGCAGGCUACAGACAACUCUAUUCCCUUUUACGAAUCUCUUGGCUUUAUCCGCGUCGGUGGCAUUAUGGAGGACCGUAGUGCUCCCAGCAACAAGGAUAGCAACAAUAAGGAAAACGAACAGGGACCCCUUUCCGAGAUUAUCACCAGCAAGACGACUACUUAUGUCACCCAGAAGCGAGGAGAAAUCUUGCAAGACGUUGCCAAGAAACACAAGGCGGAUACCUGGGACGUCAUCUUUCUGAACCAGAAACUCUUUCCGGAUACCUUGACACCUGCCAGCAAGCUCUUGCUCGGCACAUCACUUCAAAUUCCCGUGCCCCGCAAAGAGGUUCCAAAACGAGUGUCCUCUCGAAAGGGCUCCCCCACAAAAAAGACUGAUGGCGGGGACGAUGUUGACGACGACGGCAGUGAAGAGAACAUUAGCUGGUACAACGCAAAGGAAAACGACACGCCGUCCAAGAUUGCCAAACAGUUCAAUGUUGAUUGCAUGUCUCUCAUUCGAGCCAAUGCUGCAAGACUCCCUGGGCUCACGAGAACAUCCCGUCUUCGAAACGGAACCCGAGUCCAAGUGUCCCAUUUUCACAUCAUCACCAAAGUGUGGACUGCCUAUUCCCACUGGUCGUUUCCUGAUGACGAAGUCGAGGAAGGAGAACCGAGCUACAUGAUGUGCUACAAGCUCCAAAAGAAGCAAAGACGAGGCGGCGAGCAACGACCCAUCCAAGCAUCACUGAAAACUGUAAUCGAAGAGUACACCCGGACACCUCUGUUGUUGGCCCCACCGGCGGCUCCGAAGGACAAAUCCGAAGACAACAGUAGCAAGGUGGAGAAGCGCUUGGAGCCGGCGAUGGAUGCAGCUGCGAAUGCAAAUGAACCAACCCCGAGUACUGCUGGUCCUUCUACCGACGCUGCCACUGCUUUGAAAGCAAAGAAUGUCCCCGCAGAGCCCUCGACUCCAGUGCUACUAGCCCGUGAUAUCAAUCGCGACACGCUUGUUCACGUGAAGGUUCUGAGCGAUGGGGCAUUGGUAAAGCCAUCGCCCGUGCCUCGAGGAAAACCGGGCAUUAUCUUGGAGCCACCGAAACGAGCUCCUGGGCCAUUUGUGCUGUUCUGCCAAGACAUGCGAAAUCGAAAGGAAAACCUGCUCAAGGGUCUGUCCAUUCCUGAUGCUAGUCGAGUCCUGGCGGAUAGAUGGCAAAAAGCUCCGUUGAACGUUCGGAACAAGUACGAGACCUUGGCGAAAGACGGCAAGCAAGAUUAUUUGGCCAAGAAGGAAGCCUACAACCAGCAAAUGGCCGAGCUACAACGAAUGGGUCAUGUUCCAACAAUUCAGCCACACCACCCGGUUGAAUCCCAGGAUAAGAGUCACACUCACAAGCAUGAUGUUGCCAAGAAACGCAAGAAGGACCAUGAAGCUCUCUACGAGAAGAUUGUCAAGAUCAAACCAGAAGCGCUUUCUUUUGCUGUUACCGAACUUCCAAAGAAAGAAGACAUCCCCGACUUGGAUGACGAAGACCCAACGUGUUCCCUGUCUCUACAACCUGAAACCUACAAGUACUGGUUUGUGUUGACGUUUGUACCGGACCUUCAGUGGUGUCAUUUGGUGCCUCUUGUUCGCGUUGGGGAAUUCUCGGAAGAGGAUAAGAAAGCGAGAUUGGUCGGUCGCUCCAAGUGGAAAUUGGUUGAUGAACGCUUGUGCCAGGAAAUCGAUAUAUGUUCACGAUAUGUGGUCCCAGUGAAGUCGCGGGAGACGAAGCGUUCGGCUGAUGCCAAUAAAGAGGCAUGGGAUAUUUUGGACCCAGACGAGGAGGAUGUUGGGAGCGAACAGGAAUCCUCCGGGCGCAAAUCCAGCAGUAGCGGCAAGAAGAGUCGGAAGCGAAAGAAGCCAGCGUCGCAGACUCAAGCGGGGCACUCGGAAAAGAAACAAUUGUGCAUUUCGUCGAAAGCAACGCCUGUUCCUACUAGCACGCUGCUCGAUGUUGAGACAUCGGUUGUCGAUACUCCUUCUGUGCUGCCAACAGUGUCGCUGGAAAAAACGGUAGAAAAAACGGAAAGUGAGGACGUGUCAUCAAUCAAUCAUCCUGCGUUGGUACCUACUGUCUCGAUGGAAAAGCCAGGUGCCAUGCCAAACAUGUCAGGUAUAGCCUCGGCUGCGCCAGCACCAGAACGACCAACAAAUGACACGAAUUGGAAAUGGGCGGAGUCUCAAGCACCAUCAGCAGCUCAGGUUUCCCUGCCAUCAAGUGACCUGGACUUUUCCACUCUCCAGAAACCGGCAGUGGGCUCCAGUUGUCGAAAUGACGAAUCCGAGGAAGUUUCGGGACACUAUCCUCAUCGUGUCCACCAUCAGCCUCCUGCGUACUAUCACUACCCACCCUACCAUCACCACUCACAAUAUCCCCGGCACCAAGAGUCAUACCACUAUGGCUACGGCCAUCCGAUGCAGGACUAUGUCCACGACGAUGGCUAUUAUAAUCACGGGCCUCCUCCUGGCUAUUGGCAUGAUGGCAGUGGCUACCAAGAACACUACCCCCCGCCUUAUCACCAGCAUGUAAUGCAGGCUGAACCAAUGUACCACCAUCGAGAAGAAACAACUCACUUUCCCCUAGCACCAGCCUAUCCUCCAAUUCCUCCAGCACUUACUACACCAAGUAAGCCAAGAACGUCAUCAGCGUACUUGGAUUUAUCAGUCGAGCGGGAGGUCGCUCUGUAGUGUCGAGGCAGCUGUCGAAGAGGGGAAGAACACGAAACCCUGAUAGAAAUAAUGAUUAUUAGAACUAUUCCAGUCGGAGGU
Molecule: messenger RNA, 4455 nt
Organism: Seminavis robusta
Lineage: Eukaryota; Bacillariophyta; Bacillariophyceae; Naviculales; Naviculaceae
Source: the annotation of a GenBank genome assembly